UCAAAGAGCGUAUUUUUUUCAUAGGAAGGCUCUAGGGCUGUUAAACGUGUCUCGAUAGCCCCUCAAAAGUCCGUACACCAUGCCUAAGCCCGCUGCACAAGAAGGGGACGAUCCCGAUCCAACCCCAUACUUGUUCGUUUCUCUUGAACAGAAACGUAUCGACCAGACCAAGCCCUAUGAUGCCAAAAAGUCGUGCUGGGUACCGGACGAAAAGGAAGGUUUCUUACUUGGAGAGAUCAAGGGCACCAAGGGUGAUCUUGUUACCGUUGGCAUCCCCGGAGGAGAGGAAAAGACAUUUAAGAAGGAAAAUGUGCACCAAGUCAACCCUCCAAAGUACGAAAAGGUCGAAGAUAUGGCCGAUUUAACCUACCUUAACGACGCAUCUGUCCUACACAAUUUGAAGCAGCGUUACUAUUCCAAACUCAUCUACACAUACUCUGGUCUUUUCUGCGUUGCUAUCAACCCCUACAAGCGCUUCCCCGUAUACACCAACCGUUGUGCCAAGCUAUACCGUGGCAAGAGGCGUAAUGAAGUACCACCACACAUUUUCGCCAUUUCUGACGCUGCCUACGUGAACAUGUUGACCAACCACGAAAAUCAAUCUAUGUUGAUUACUGGCGAGUCUGGUGCCGGAAAGACUGAGAACACGAAAAAGGUAAUCGCUUACUUCGCCACCGUCGGUGCCUCGUCCAAGAAACCAACCGAAGAACAAGCCAAGAAGGGUAACUUGGAAGAUCAAGUCGUACAAACUAACCCUGUUCUUGAAGCCUUUGGUAACGCCAAGACUGUCCGUAACGACAACUCUUCUCGUUUCGGUAAAUUCAUCCGUAUCCACUUCGGUCCUACCGGAAAACUUGCUGGUGCUGACAUCGAGACUUAUCUGCUCGAGAAAGCCCGUGUCAUUUCUCAACAGUCACUGGAAAGAUCUUACCACAUCUUCUACCAGAUAAUGUCUGGUGCUGUCCCUGGAUUGAAGGAAAAGUGUUUGUUGUCCAAUAACGUGAACGACUACUACUUCGUAUCCCAAGGAAAGACCUCAAUUCCCGGUGUAGAUGACAACGAAGAAAUGAGAUUGACCGAUGAAGCCUUCGACAUCCUUGGUUUCACCCAAGAAGAGAAGGACAAUGUCUACAGGGUUACCGCCGCCGUCAUGCACAUGGGUUGCAUGAAGUUCAAACAGAGGGGUCGUGAAGAACAGGCUGAACCAGAUGGUACCGAGGAAGGUGACCGCGUCGGCAAACUCUUGGGAGUCGAACCAGCGCUUCUAUAUAACGCUCUAGUCAAGCCCAGGAUCAAGGUCGGUAACGAAUUCGUUACCCAAGGUCGUAACGUCGCCCAGGUCAACUACUCUGUCGGUGCCAUGUCUAAGGCCAUGUUCGACAGAACCUUCAAAUACCUCGUCAAGAAGUGUAACGAGACUUUGGACACCAAGCAGAAGAGGCAGCACUUCAUCGGUGUACUGGAUAUCGCCGGUUUUGAAAUCUUCGACUUCAACAGCUUUGAACAGUUUUGCAUCAACUUUACGAAUGAAAAGUUGCAACAAUUCUUUAACCACCACAUGUUCGUUCUCGAACAAGAAGAAUACAAAAGGGAAGGUAUCGAAUGGACCUUCAUCGAUUUCGGUAUGGACUUAGCAGCCACUAUCGAACUCAUCGAAAAGCCUAUGGGUAUCUUGUCCAUCCUUGAAGAAGAAUCUAUGUUCCCCAAAGCCACCGACAAGACCUUUGAGGAGAAACUGAACACCAACCACUUGGGCAAAUCACCCAACUUCCAGAAACCUAAACCACCAAAGCCCGGUCAGCAAGCUGCCCACUUCACCUUGGGCCAUUAUGCCGGUAAUGUACCCUAUAACAUCACCGGUUGGUUAGAAAAGAACAAGGAUCCCCUUAACGACACCGUUGUCGACUUGUUCAAGAAGGGCAGCAACGCCUUGAUAGUAGACAUCUUCGCCGAUCACCCCGGACAAUCCGGUGGUGCUGCUGAAAAGGGUGCAAAGAGAACCAAGGGUUCUGCUUUCCAGACUGUAUCCAGUUUAUACAGGGAACAAUUGAACAACUUGAUGACCACCUUGAGGUCCACCCAACCUCACUUCGUCCGUUGUAUCAUUCCCAAUGAAUUGAAACAACCCGGAAUGAUCGACUCCCACUUGGUAAUGCACCAGCUGACAUGUAACGGUGUACUUGAAGGUAUCCGUAUCUGUCGUAAAGGUUUCCCCAACAGGAUGGUGUACCCAGACUUCAAACUCCGUUACAAGAUUUUGGAUCCUGCUGGUGCUAGUAAGGCGUCUGACCCCAAGAAAUGCGCCGAAAUUAUCUUGAACGCCACUGGUCUUGACAGUGAACUGUACCGUCUUGGUCACACUAAGGUAUUCUUCCGUGCCGGUGUCCUGGGUCAGAUGGAGGAACUUCGUGACGAACGUCUUGGCAAGAUCGUCACCUGGAUGCAAUCCUGGGUGCGCGGUUACCUCUCGAGAAAGGAAUUCAAGAAGUUACAGGAACAACGCUUGGCCCUCCAAGUGUGCCAGAGAAACUUGCGCAAAUACCUCAAGCUUCGUACCUGGCCAUGGUACAAACUGUGGCAGAAAGUCAGGCCACUCCUCAACGUCACCCGAAUCGAGGAUGAGAUCGCGAAACUGGAAGAGAAGGCGGCCAAGGCCCAGGAAGCCUACGAGCGCGAGGAAAAAGCCAAGAAGGAACUAGAAGCCUUGUACGCCAAGCUCUUGGCCGAAAAGACUGAGCUCUUAGCCACCUUGGAAGGAGAAAAGGGUAACCUUUCCGAAACCCAAGAGAGGGCCGGCAAGCUCCAGGCCCAGAAGAACGACCUCGAGUCUCAACUAUCCGAAACUCAAGACCGCCUCAGCCAGGAGGAAGACGCCCGCAACCAACUCCAGCAACAAAAGAAAAAGUUGGAGCAGGAGGUAUCCGGCUACAAGAAGGACAUCGAAGACUUGGAACUCAGCCUUCAGAAGUCCGAGCAGGACAAAGCCACCAAGGACCAUCAAAUCAGGAACUUGAACGAUGAGAUCGCCCACCAGGACGAGCUCAUCAACAAGCUCAACAAAGAAAAGAAACUCUCCGGCGAGAACAGCCAGAAGAUCGGCGAAGAACUCCAGGCGGCCGAAGACAAAGUCAACCACUUGAACAAGGUGAAGGCCAAGCUCGAACAAACCCUCGACGAAUUGGAAGACUCCCUGGAACGCGAGAAGAAACUCCGCGGCGACGUGGAGAAAUCCAAACGCAAGGUAGAAGGCGACUUGAAACUCACCCAGGAAGCCGUCGCUGACUUGGAACGCAACAAGAAGGAACUCGAACAGACCAUCCAACGCAAAGACAAGGAAAUCUCAUCUCUCACCGCCAAACUCGAAGACGAACAAUCCGUGGUUAGCAAGCAACAGAAACAGGUCAAGGAACUCCAGGCCCGCAUCGAAGAACUCGAGGAGGAAGUCGAAGCGGAACGUCAAGCCCGCGCCAAGGCUGAGAAGCAGCGCGCUGACUUGGCCCGCGAGUUGGAGGAGCUCGGUGAACGUCUUGAGGAAGCUGGAGGCGCUACCUCUGCUCAGAUCGAGCUCAACAAGAAGCGUGAAGCUGAACUUGCCAAGCUCCGUCGCGAUCUCGAGGAAGCCAACAUCCAACACGAAGGUACCCUCGCCAAUCUCCGCAAGAAGCACAACGAUGCCGUCUCCGAGAUGGGCGAACAAAUCGACCAACUCAACAAACUCAAGGCCAAGGCUGAAAAGGAAAAGGCUCAAUACUUUGGUGAACUCAAUGACCUCCGCGCAUCUGUCGACCACUUGGCUAACGAAAAGGCUGCAAUUGAAAAGGUAUCUAAGCAAUUGGGACAACAACUCAACGACGUCCAAGGCAAACUCGACGAAACCAACCGCACUCUUAACGACUUCGACGCCGCUAAGAAGAAGUUGGCCAUCGAGAACUCUGACCUCCUUAGACAACUCGAAGAAGCUGAAUCCCAGGUAUCCCAACUCAGCAAGAUCAAGGUAUCCCUUACCACCCAAUUGGAAGACACCAAGAGAUUGGCCGAUGAAGAAGGCCGCGAACGCGCCACCCUUCUCGGCAAGUUCCGCAACUUGGAACACGACUUGGACAACAUCCGCGAACAGGUCGAAGAGGAAGCUGAAGCCAAGGCCGACAUCCAACGUCAGCUCAGCAAAGCUAACGCCGAAGCUCAACUCUGGCGCCAGAAAUACGAAUCUGAAGGUAUCGCCCGCUCUGAAGAACUCGAGGAAGCCAAGAGGAAACUCCAGGCUCGUCUCGCUGAGGCUGAGGAAACCAUCGAGUCCCUCAACCAGAAGGUUGUAGCCCUCGAGAAGACCAAACAACGAUUGGCCACCGAAGUGGAAGACUUGCAACUCGAAGUCGACCGUGCCAACGCCAUCGCCAACGCCGCCGAGAAGAAACAGAAGGCCUUCGACAAGAUCAUUGGAGAAUGGAAACUCAAGGUAGACGAUCUCGCCGCUGAACUCGACGCCAGCCAAAAGGAAUGCAGAAACUACUCCACCGAACUGUUCAGACUCAAGGGAGCCUACGAAGAAGGACAGGAACAACUCGAAGCCGUCCGCCGCGAGAACAAGAACCUCGCCGAUGAAGUCAAGGACCUCCUCGACCAAAUCGGUGAAGGCGGCCGCAACAUCCACGAAAUCGAAAAGGCCAGGAAACGCUUGGAAGCCGAAAAGGACGAACUCCAAGCCGCCCUUGAAGAAGCCGAAGCCGCUCUUGAACAAGAAGAGAACAAGGUACUCCGCGCUCAACUUGAACUUUCUCAAGUCCGCCAAGAAAUCGACAGGCGCAUCCAAGAGAAGGAGGAAGAAUUCGAAAACACCCGCAAGAACCACCAACGCGCUCUCGACUCCAUGCAAGCCUCCCUCGAAGCCGAAGCCAAGGGUAAGGCUGAGGCCCUUCGCAUGAAGAAGAAGUUGGAAGCUGACAUCAACGAACUCGAAAUCGCUUUGGACCACGCUAACAAGGCUAACGCUGAAGCCCAAAAGACCAUCAAACGCUACCAACAACAGCUCAAGGACACACAAACCGCCCUCGAGGAAGAACAACGCGCCCGUGACGAGGCCCGCGAACAACUCGGAAUCUCCGAACGUCGCGCCAACGCCCUCCAGAACGAACUUGAAGAAUCCCGCACCCUCUUGGAACAAGCUGACCGUGCUCGCCGCCAAGCCGAACAAGAACUUGGUGAUGCUCACGAACAACUGAACGACUUGGGUGCCCAGAACGCCUCCUUGUCCGCGGCCAAGAGGAAACUGGAAACCGAACUCCAGACUCUCCAUUCCGACCUCGACGAACUCCUCAACGAAGCCAAGAACUCCGAAGAAAAGGCCAAGAAGGCCAUGGUCGACGCUGCCCGUCUCGCCGACGAGCUCCGCGCCGAACAAGACCACGCCCAGACCCAGGAGAAACUCCGCAAGGCCCUCGAAGCCCAAAUCAAGGACCUCCAAGUCCGCUUGGACGAAGCCGAAGCCAACGCCCUCAAGGGAGGCAAGAAGGCUAUCGCCAAGCUCGAGCAACGCGUCAGGGAGCUUGAGAACGAAUUGGACGGUGAACAGAGGAGACACGCCGACGCCCAGAAGAACUUGAGGAAAUCCGAGCGCCGCAUCAAGGAGCUCAGCUUCCAGGCCGAAGAGGACCGCAAGAACCACGAACGCAUGCAGGACCUCGUAGACAAACUCCAACAGAAGAUCAAGACUUACAAGAGGCAGAUCGAGGAAGCCGAAGAAAUCGCCGCCCUCAACUUGGCCAAAUUCCGCAAGGCACAACAGGAACUCGAGGAAGCAGAAGAACGCGCGGACCUCGCAGAACAGGCCAUCGCUAAAUUCCGCGCGAAGGGACGUUCCGGAUCAACGGCCAGAGGAGCCAGCCCUGCACCAAGACAGCGCCCCACAUUUGGAAUGGGAGACGCCCUUGGAGGACCUUUCCCUCCCAGGUUCGACCUAGCCCCUGAAUUGGAGUAAACCUAGCGCUGUGUUAUGAUAACUCAAUACGAACAUUUACGCGUGGAGUUACCACCUAGUCCGCGCGCUUAAUUUUACUCACAUUUAUUUUAAUUAUUUUUUAUUUUCGUUCUUCUUUUUUUUUUUGUUGAACAUUAGGAAAGUAUGAUUCCGCUGUCAAAUUACGUAAAAAUGUGCGAGAAGUAGGAGAAGAAAGGGAUAUUCAGAGACACGUAUUUACCACCUACAGCCCUUUGGUCUCUUGGUUCUCACAAAGCCAACUUUGUAUUUUUUAAAAACUGAUAGGUUCUAAAUUAUCGUAUGUGUGACAUGUUGUAUGAUAUAAGGCACCAAUAAACAAAAAGUUAUAUCGUUAUCGUAUUUA
Messenger RNA from Anoplophora glabripennis (Asian longhorned beetle), 6338 nucleotides. RefSeq names its product myosin heavy chain, muscle (gene Mhc). Bases 80 to 5974 code for a protein of 1964 amino acids. Gene Ontology annotation, molecular function: ATP binding; actin filament binding; cytoskeletal motor activity. Lineage: Eukaryota; Metazoa; Arthropoda; Insecta; Coleoptera; Cerambycidae. The record is from RefSeq and is a predicted model, not a curated record. Gene Ontology annotation, cellular component: myosin complex. The transcript is spliced from 23 exons.